AUAAUCCGCGUUGUCUAUGUUCUCCAAGGCAUCAGUAAAUUACUACAUGACUCUGGGAUCAUACAGUUUCCAAAUAUAACAAUUAGCCAUUUGUUUACCGCAAUUUCCCGAAAAUAAAGUAGAGUGUUUGUGGUGUUGUGAUCGUGGUGGUGGGUAGUGGCAUCUUGGCAGUGGUGUACGUGUGAGGUGGUGAAGUUACGCAUGUGUGUGUCUUUGGUGACCCUGGCACUGUGUUUCCAGGGCCACUAAAAUCCUCUGAUGGUCAUGCUUUCCUGAACAGUGCUGAACUUUCGCACAGUAGUGUCCAAUCUUCCUCAAAACUGGACGGGAAAAAUGCAUACAUAUUUUACGCUUCAAUUAUCAAUACCAGGAAAACGAUUUCCUUAAAAUAGUGGUAAAGACAAAAAAAACAGACUGGUUGCCAGACGCGUGGGCGUACGUGGGUGGUGUGAGCGCGGGUGUAAUGCCACUACCGUCACCCUACCGUAACCCUGGACGCUGGCGAGCUGUCGUGUUCCAACAGGAAGUCAGACACGGCACUGCAGGUUGCCUGCUGUCGGUGGUGUUGCUGGCGCCUCUGUUGGUACGUGACGUGGGCGUGGGUGGGGUAGCUGUGGGCGUGGUGGUGUACAGCUGCAUCCUGGUGCCCGCCCUCACCAAUUACUACUCUUUCCCCCGUCUUGUGAUUCGUCUGGCCCGCGCGCUUUACAAUGGCUGGAAUAAGAAUGGGUCUGCCCUCUACACCGGGCUGGCCACGUCCCUGGGCUCAGCAGUGUGCUGGGCGGCGUUCUGGACUGAGUACCUCGUCAGGCAGUUCUUGAGAUACCUUCUAAGGGCGAUCUUUAUGCCCUUGAUCUUUGUCUUCGGCUGCGUGUUGCCUCUCCUGCACAACGUUUACCUCGCCUUCGACGGCUUCAGGACCACCAGUAACCAGGUGGUGUUCUUCCUGAUGGUGCAACAGUUGGUGACGCCCCUCGCCCACCUCACGGCUCUCUACUUCCUUCUCUUCUACACAGUCCUCCACUACCUGCACAAGUCUCUCUUUACGCGGCAGUGGGCGAGAACGAUGCAGACUACAGAGAUGCGGGACUUAAUGCGCCUUACUGCCUGGUACAUGGCGGUCAGGUUGGGUAAAGGUGUCGCCAUGUCCUUCGUCCUCGUCAUGUUUACCCUCCAAUUCAACCACGUCGAAUCUGACCUCGUCUACAUCGUCGUCACCUUCAUCUACUUCGUCGUGUCUCAGCGUAGAUGGACAGGCAACGAGCGCAUCGUGUCCUGGAGUCGAGCUUUGGAUAUCGAGGUGUUGGAGGAGGAGGAGGAGUUUUGGGUGCCAGUGUUCAUGAGGGGGAGUACUGUGGUGGCGUCCCUCUGUGUGACGGUGCCCUUAGCACUCUCUUCCCCCUGGCUGGUGAUGAUGGCUGCCUACACCAACCUGCUGGUGCCCGGUUUGCUCCUGAGGGGGGAGUACCUGGCUCAUAUCUCCCGACAGUCUGUUCUCAUUACCAAGUGUAGGAGAGCCACGCCUCAGGAGAUUGAGCUCAACUCGACGUGUCCAGUUUGCCUGGAGGAGCUGCGUCAGGCGAGGCUCACACCCUGCCGCCACCUCUACCACGCAGCCUGCCUCAGGAAGUGCCUCACUCUGUCCCCGCUAUGUCCUCUAUGUAAACAAACUAUAUAGCACUCUGCAUCGUGUAAAUAAACUAUAUAAUACUC
This is a messenger RNA of Homarus americanus (American lobster), 1713 nucleotides long. RefSeq names its product protein TRC8 homolog. Lineage: Eukaryota; Metazoa; Arthropoda; Malacostraca; Decapoda; Nephropidae. The transcript has 8 exons. The record is from RefSeq and is a predicted model, not a curated record. The coding region runs from base 464 to 1678 and encodes 404 amino acids. Gene Ontology annotation, biological process: ubiquitin-dependent protein catabolic process. Gene Ontology annotation, molecular function: ubiquitin protein ligase activity.